Daphnia pulicaria is the source of this 2402-nucleotide messenger RNA. It is a transcript of the gene Zw10, whose product is annotated as centromere/kinetochore protein zw10 homolog. Gene Ontology annotation, cellular component: chromosome, centromeric region; nucleus; RZZ complex. The record is from RefSeq and is a predicted model, not a curated record. Gene Ontology annotation, biological process: mitotic spindle assembly checkpoint signaling; mitotic cell cycle; endoplasmic reticulum to Golgi vesicle-mediated transport. Lineage: Eukaryota; Metazoa; Arthropoda; Branchiopoda; Diplostraca; Daphniidae. The coding region runs from base 127 to 2331 and encodes 734 amino acids. The transcript is spliced from 6 exons.
AAAUCGACUUCUGCAAGGGACCAAACUACCUGGCAUUUCAAAAAGUCAACAGCUUGAAAAAUACUUACUGAUUGAAGAACUUUUUUAGUUGUAUUUUCCUUGUUUGUUUCUUCUAAACAACCCAACAUGGCCUCGUUAGUUUCGGAAAUUUUGAUGUCAGCAGGUCAAUAUGAGAAAAGAGACUUGCAAACGGAACUCGAAAAAGUCAAACGCAAGAUUGAUGAUGCAAAAUUCCAGGUUUCCAAAUUUGUUGAACAGCACUACCUGGAUUUCGAUCCUUUGCUUGUUCACUCAAGAGAAUUGGUCGAAACAUCAUCCAAACUCAGCGAAGAAGUAGAGGAACUAGUUGCCAAGGCAGAGACUGAACUCAAGUUUCAACUUGACAGCUCAACAAAUGAGUUCAAUUCCAUCGGCAGUCAGAUUAAUGCUGCCAAGCUUCAAGUGCAGCUCCUGGAGAGGGUGUCUCGACUCCACACCAUCCUGGAGAGUCUGAAACGGGUGACUGUUGAAGAUCUCAUUCUCUACGCAGAGGCAAUAGCUGAAGCCGAAUCUAUCCUCGACGACGCUGAAGAUCAAAUCGACACUGAACUUGACAUUUGGGGCAGUGUCAAGUUUGAAAUUGAGUUGAAUAAAGACCAGCUCCUGAAACACUUGGAAAACAGCUGGAACACGGAAAUUCAAUGGAUCAAAAAGGAUUCAAUUACACAACUCAAACUGAACCCAUACAAGCUGAAAGACGUGUUUCAAGCCUUGGCCAUCGUAGGACAAUUGGACAGGCCACUUUACGACUGGAGUUCCCGUCUGUUUGAAGAUAUCCUCGUCCCCUUGACCAAGGCCGACACCGUCAUCAGCAUCGAAGAGAAUCUCGAAUUGACCGAAGGCGAACGACCCAUCACCGAACUGGCUGAACUAGAAACAGCAGUGAAAAAUAUCAGUUUGACAUUCCAGCAUCUGAACCAACACCUGGAUUUCGAACUGAAAGACGUCCGGGUUUUGCAAUUGGUUGGCCAGCAAAUAGCUGACGAAUUCGCCAAACUUUUUGUCAAAACCUGCCUGAAAUCAACGUUGCCAUCCAGCAGUUCUCUGCUGUCCAGUCCUGAAUACGAAAAAGCCUUACAGAUGGUUGUCGGUUUGGAACAGGAAAUGAUAGACAAUGGAUUUAUGACUGAACGAGUCAUUGAGGAAUUCUCCGUCAACGUCGACCUUUUCUUUGCCGACAAGCAGUGCCUGGAGAGUUUAUCCCGAGCCCGCCAACUCAUGUGCCUGGACCUGCACGACACGAUUUACUUGAAGGACAACAUCGAGCAGACGAUGGUGGAGGAGGACGAGAGGAACAACGCCGAAACGGCUCACCUGUGGAAAAUGUUGAGCGAAGGCGGAAUGGAAGUGAAAUGGAGUCCCUUCCGUUUCCCACACUGUCAAAUCAGUCGCUCCACUCAGGAUCUGAUUGAAAUGCUGACCAAUCUGGUCCAGGAGGCUGGACUGAGUAGCGCCACUGAACGCAGUUCUGCUCGCCUCUUGUUCACUGUCCGAUCCAUUUGCGAGUUGUACGUUUCCGUCGUGCCGGAAUACCAUCGCGACGCCCUGGAGAAACUCCCUUUCCACGCUGCUGUGGCUCACAAUAACGGCAUGUACCUGGCCCAUUCGAUCCUGACGCUGGGCACUGGACAUCUCAUCAAAUUGGUCCAGCAGAAUGCCGUGCCCCUGAUGGAUUUGGUCGGCAAAUUCAGGCAGUUGGCCGCCCACAUUUUCCUGGAACACAUGAAACGUCAGCGCGAUCAACUCUUGGCCAUCCUCAAAGAAGCUGGAUUCAACCGAUUAGAGAGCGAAUCGAAACUUCCGGCCAGUGUCGAGAAAGCUGGACGCCAAGUUUUGCAUCAGCUCCGCAACUUGCAAAAGAUUUGGCAGCCCGUUUUACCCCUGGAAGUUUACCUGAGAGCCAUCGGCACCUUAUCCAACAGCGUCCUGGAGGAACUGCUACUCCGCAUCACCACGAUGGAAGAUAUUCCGGCAGCAGCGGCUCUACAAUUGGCAGACCAGUGUCAAAACUUUACCAAUACUUUACCCUUGCUCUUUGGCCCAGUCAACGACGAAGAACCGGAAGACAAGACGGAAAUGGUGGCACUAGUGUUGCAACACAUUCACCUUUGGGCCAGAUUUGAAGAGCUUAGACAUUUACUGGGAGCCGGCCUGAGAGAUAUUGAAGGGCGUUGGUCAUCCGGCAAAGGUCCACUGGCCGCCCAUUUCGCUGCGGAUGAAGUGAAACAAAUGAUUCGUGCCUUGUUCCAGAAUACCGAUCACCGAGCCGCCACUCUGUCCCGCAUCAAAUAAACUCUUUCCCUGGAAAAUAAAAUGAUCGCUGGAAUUGCAUGAAAUACAACAAUUAAAAGUCUGAGAUUAAA